AUUUGUGAUCAUCAUCAUGGAGGAGUUUACAUCUUCAAGGAGCAGCUCUCCUCCUCUUUCUUUACUCUUGCAUCAACCUACUACAGAAUAUAGUACAAAAAAGAAAGAUUUGUAUCUUGGACCAAUUGAACAAGGAACAGCCCACUCUGGACCAAUGAGUGAGAAGGUGGUACAGCAUAAGAUGCUCUCGAUACUUGAACAGCUUCAACAGAAUCAAGAAACACUGAGAGAGUCUGUGUACGCACUGCUGGGAAGAACCGGGUCUUCUGGUAUCCCAACCCCUAGUACAAUGGAUGAUUGUACAUGUGGACUAUGUGGAUAUCAGCCAUCGCAAUAUAAAGACUUACAAAACUCUACAAACACUAAGCUACAAGCAAAUACAUGUACAUGCACAGGUACUGGUAUAUGCACAUGCACAUGUAUUAUGGGACCUUUGGAUUCAACGAUGGAUGAAGCAGAGGAAAUUGAAGACUUUUCUGUUAGUGAUCUUACAUAUUCGUCUGAUGUUGAUCUGAUUGAGAAUAUGUGGGACGAUUUUAAUAUAACCGACUACGUACCCAGCCCUCGUUACAAGAAGAUAAAAAGGAAUUCACCGUUGCCUUCCUCAAGGAAAGAUUUCAGUCCAACUCGAGUUACGGUACCUGUCCCUUUCUCGAUGACAUUGAGAGAAGAGAGAAAAGAAAAAAAGAAGAGCAGGAGCCUACAGAUGGCAGAGAAGGAAAAGGAGGAGAGAGAGGCAGAGGAAGAGGCACAUUUGGCCAAACAAUUCAAAGCUAAUCCUGUACCAGCCACAACUUUCCUACCGUUAUACGAAAUGAUCAACGCAUGCAACCAAGAGAGGAGAGAGCAGAUUAAGGAAACAUCAAAGGAAACUCUAAAAAGAUUAGAGAAACCGUUUAGUUUUAUGGCCCGUGAAGAAGCAAAAAAGAAGGAGAGAGAGUCACAAAUAUUGCUAUUGAAAGAGACAGCUGAGAGAGAAAAGAAGGAGAAGCAAUGCUUUCAAGCUGGGGAGAUCCCAGAAUAUGUAUUUGAUCCAAAUAUCAUGGAGAGGAUAGAGGAGGAGGAAGAAUACAGGAAGAUAAGAAUACGCCAGAGGGCACUAGAGAGUCUUGCUGAGUCUCAUUUACCAGCUGGAAUGAGAAUAAGAGGACAAGAGUACAAUCUUGAAAGACUCUUGAGGAGAAUAGCCAAAGAUGAAAAGGUUCUUGAAAAGAAGAAACAACCUUCUGCUAAUGAAAAUAAAUAUGCCUAUAAUGAUUUUGAGCAAGAACUGAUGAGGAGGCAAAGGCAAGUAAAGACAUUAACAUUACCAAUUGAGGAGCUUCAAGGAAAACCUUUGCCAAUAAUAAGACACUCAACUCCUACCAAAUCUGUAACUUUCCAUUGAUAGUAUCUAUCUAUAUGCAUGGUUUUUCUUUUCUUUGUGUAAAUAGAGUAUAAAAUAGAUCUAUCAUCAAAAA
Molecule: messenger RNA, 1460 nt
Organism: Amphimedon queenslandica
Lineage: Eukaryota; Metazoa; Porifera; Demospongiae; Haplosclerida; Niphatidae
Product: protein FAM161A-like
Exons: 1
Coding region: 17-1387 (456 amino acids)
Biological process (GO): cilium organization
Cellular component (GO): cilium
Source: RefSeq, a predicted model, not a curated record